AUGGCGCACGAUCGAAGCACCGAUGCGCAGACGGAUGAAUGGGGCGAGGAAUGGGCGCACGAUCUGCGAUUGCGGUUUGAGCAACUCCUCCGCACACGGCGGCUGAACGAGCUGGAUCUGUCCAGGUCACGGCAAGGAUCAAGAUCGCCGGCUCCCCGCGAAGCGACGCCAUCGAGCACUCCGCUGAGCCCUCGACCCUCGCAAUCAGAUUCCCGGCCAUCUACGUCCUACAGCGGCCUGCAAGGGUCGAGCAGCACACCUCCCACAUAUUCAUCCUUACGAAACCUCCCCAAGAUCCCCACACCGCCCGCCGCCCACGACCGAGAGUCGCAAAAGUUUCGCAACUUUCUCAUCACACUAUCGUCGACCCCAACAAAAUACGAGAACCCGGGUCUGCUAGAUGAAGCAUUACAGGUCAUUCCACUCGACCGGAUAUAUGGCGAGGCAGAAGAAGAGAGCCAGGUGAUGCAGGCCGAGGCCGAGAGUUUGGGCAAUCGGAAACCCGCCUGGGGCUACCAGGAUUGUGUCAUCAGGGCGUUGUUAAGGUGGUUUAAGAGAUCAUUCUUCACAUGGGUCAACAACCCGCCGUGCCCUGUAUGCUUUUCCCCGACCAUUGGGCAGGGCAAGACCGCCCCGACUCCAGAUGAGAACGCCUGCGGUGCGCUCCUCGUCGAGCUGUACCGGUGCUCGAGCCCCAACUGCGGAGCCUAUGAGCGGUUCCCCCGAUAUAGUGACGUUUGGCGUCUGCUGCAGACACGGCGCGGCCGUGUUGGAGAAUGGGCCAACUGCUUCAGCAUGCUCUGCCGCGCGCUCGGCACCCGUGUGCGCUGGGUAUGGAACGCUGAGGACCACGUCUGGACCGAGGUCUACUCGGAGCACCAGAAGCGUUGGGUCCAUGUCGAUGCCUGCGAAGAGGCCUGGGACAACCCUCGUCUCUACACCGAGGGCUGGGGAAAGAAAAUGUCGUAUGUUGUGGCAUUCUCCAUCGACGGCGCGACCGACGUCACCCGGCGAUAUGUACGAAAGUCGGAGUUUUCGGCGGAGCGAAACAGGUGCCCCGAAGAGGUCAUGCUGUACAUUAUGCAGGAGAUCAAGAACCUGCGACGGGCCAAUAUGGACAAGGACAACCGAUUCCGGCUAGAGAAGGAAGAUUCACGCGAAGACCGCGAGUUGCGACAGUAUGUCGUCAACUCGAUUGCCCAAGCAGUCACUCAGCUUGUGCCUGGCUCCAGCACCGCCGGUCCCAGCAGCCCGGCCCAUGUCGGUAGCGGCAGUACCUCACCGAGUUCCGAAGACACCAAGCUUCCUGCCGAGCUCCCCGGCCAACAGAACGGCAAUGCUGAGUGGAUAGCCGCGCGCAGCGAGAACGAUAGGAGGCAGCAACAGCCUCCGCGCGAUCCCCGCGACCCUUCGUUCCGAUGA
Messenger RNA from Thyridium curvatum, 1422 nucleotides. RefSeq lists its product as uncharacterized. Gene Ontology annotation, molecular function: peptide-N4-(N-acetyl-beta-glucosaminyl)asparagine amidase activity. The coding region runs from base 1 to 1422 and encodes 473 amino acids. The record is from RefSeq and is a predicted model, not a curated record. NCBI's taxonomy places the organism in Eukaryota, Fungi, Ascomycota, Sordariomycetes, Thyridiales, Thyridiaceae. The transcript is spliced from 2 exons. Gene Ontology annotation, cellular component: nucleus; cytosol. Gene Ontology annotation, biological process: protein quality control for misfolded or incompletely synthesized proteins; protein deglycosylation; glycoprotein catabolic process.